This is a messenger RNA of Rotaria sp. Silwood1, 1860 nucleotides long. NCBI's taxonomy places the organism in Eukaryota, Metazoa, Rotifera, Eurotatoria, Philodinida, Philodinidae. The record is from the annotation of a GenBank genome assembly.
AUGCAAAAUAAUCCCGUAGCUUUUCAAGAUGCUGUAACACGUGCUCAACAAGUAGCACAAAGAUUGGCAGCAUCAGCACCAAAUGCUAGUAAAAAUUCUUCAUUGAAACGAUCCAAUACUGAAGAAGAUAGUUCAACAAAACGUCCAGCGAUUACAUCUCCAACGGAAACAUAUCCUAUGUCAGCACCUGUAUUACGUGCACAACAAAUAGCACAACAAAUUAAUUCACAAUUAGGUGUAAAAACAUCAAAUGAUUCAAAUUCAUUACCACUUGCAAAUCAAUUAACAUUUCAAGAAGAUUAUAAAAUUCCUGAUAAAUUUGUUGGUCUUAUUAUUGGUAAAGGUGGUGAACAAAUAAUUCGACUUCAAGCUGAAAGUGGUUGUAAAGUACAAAUAUGUCAAUUACGACCAGAACCUUUACCUGGUGGUCCUAAUCCUCCUGAUCGUUUAGCAAAUUUAUGUGGUACAAGAGACGCUGUUGAACGAGCUAAGCGUAUUAUGGAUGAUAUUAUAGCAAGAGGAAAAAUGGCUGACGGUAGCUCAACAAAUAUUAAUCCAUAUUCCAUGGGAGGAACAAAUACUAAAACAAUUGAUGUUAUGUUACCAUCAGCUAAAUGUGGUUUAGUUAUUGGUAAAGGUGGUGAAAAUAUCAAGCGAGUGUCUGAAGAAUUCGGUGUUAAAAUGUAUGUUGUUCAAGAUUCAGCAGAUGUUGAUGGUAUUGAACAUAAACCAUUAAGAAUUAUAGGUGAAUCUGAUCGUGUAGAACGUGCUAAACAAUAUGUACUCGAUUCAUUAUCAAAAUCAGGUGGUUUGCCUAAUCCAGCUAAUCGUCUUAAUACCAAUCAAAAUAGCACAACGUCAUUAAAUGAUGCAAAUUCACGAAUGGGGAAUACACCGAUGACUGGUCCAUGUAAUGAAGCAAUUUAUCAUGUACCGUAUGAUAAAGCUGGGCUUAUUAUAGGCAAAGGUGGUGAAAGUAUUAAAGAAAUAAAUCGUAGAUCAGGAGCUUUUGUUGAACUUGAUAAAAGUCAUGUUUCAACAGCAGGAAAUUCAACUGACAGAGUAUUUAAAUUACGUGGUACACCUGAACAAAUAGUUACAGCACAGCAAUUAAUGUAUGAAAAAGUUUUAAAUGGUCCUGGUGGUUCUGGUGAUAUGUUAACACCAAUACAAUUUCAACAACAAUUUAAUUUACCAUUAGUCGGAACGAAUUCAAUCGACACAUGGAAUACUAGUAAUGAUCAAUAUGGUAAUAGUACAAAUAGUAAUGAUCCUUAUAGCCAAUGGGCAAAUGUUUAUGGACAAUGGCCACAAUUAAAUUCCUAUAAUCAAAGUGCAUCAAAUAAUAAUGAUAAUUCAUCAACAUCAAAAACUGCUGGUUCAGACAUGGGACAAAUGGAUCCAACUUGGUUAGCUUAUUAUCAACAAAUGAAUUAUUACAGUAUGAUGCAAUCAAGUAUGACAGGUAAUACAUCGGCUAGUACGACUACAACAAAAUCAACAGAUUCAACACUAAAUACAAGUAGUACUAAUAAUUCUACAGCAACAACAAUAAAUCCAGUCACCGGACAACCAGAUUACAGUCAGCAAUGGAUUGAAUAUUAUCGAUCAAUUGGACAAAAUGAAAUGGCUGAUGAAAUCGCUCGACAAAUGAAAGCGUCUAGUUCAAAUACAGCAUCCACAACUACAACCAAUACACCUUCAACUAAUUCAGUUACAAAUGCAGCACAAGCAACAGCUACGGCUACAAUGAUGUCUUCGGGUAAUGCUUGGGCUGCUUAUGCUCAGCAAUGGGCUGAAGCGGCAGCAGCGGCAAAUACUACAAAUGGUGUGAAUUCGUCAACAAAAUCUUCUUCUUAA